Messenger RNA from Penicillium paradoxum, 1854 nucleotides. RefSeq names its product putative sucrose transporter. The transcript is spliced from 4 exons. Gene Ontology annotation, cellular component: membrane. Gene Ontology annotation, molecular function: sucrose:proton symporter activity. The record is from RefSeq and is a predicted model, not a curated record. Bases 1 to 1854 code for a protein of 617 amino acids. Lineage: Eukaryota; Fungi; Ascomycota; Eurotiomycetes; Eurotiales; Aspergillaceae.
AUGGGAGUUGCAGACCGCAAGCUUUCUCCUACUCGCGUUGACGAGGGCUCGCCUCUUAUGGCUGCCACCCGCACUGGAAAUGGGCCUGGUGGGCGUCCUCUUGUCGGUGUUGAUGAGUCGUCGAAAAGUGCCUUGUAUAUGCUACUUUUGACAUUAUCUAUAGGCGGGCUUCAAAUUGUUUGGUCUGUUGAGCUUUCUCAUGGGUCGCCUUACCUCCUAUCCCUUGGGAUGAGCAAGGCGCUUCUUGCCUUUGUUUGGAUAGCCGGCCCGUUGACUGGUGCGCUGGUGCAACCAUAUAUCGGCAUUCGAAGUGAUAACUGCCGACUUUCAUGGGGUAAGAGGAAACCAUUCAUGGUCGUUGGAAGUGUGGCAACUGUCGUUGCAUUGCUAGCUCUGGCAUGGGUGAGAGAGAUUGUGGGCGGUUUUUUAUCUGUGUUUGGCGUUGACCCAGCAUCUGGCGGGGCCAAAAUCACCAUUAAUAUCGUGGCAACAAUUCUCAUGUAUUGCCUUGAUUUUGCUAUCAACACAGUGCAAGCUGCGAUCAGAGCAUUCAUUGUCGAUAACUGCCCCGCUCAUCAGCAGGAGCUGGCCAACGCUUGGGCUAGUCGGAUCGUAGGCGUUGGUAACAUCCUAGGGUAUAUCUUUGGCUAUAUGGACCUGCCAAAGAUUGUACCGUUCUUAGGGAACACACAGUUUAAGGUCUUGUGUGUACUCGCUUCAUUCUUCCUGGGCGUCACUAUUACUAUCAGCUGUGUCUACAUCAAAGAGCGGGACCCCCGAGCAGACGGGCCUGUGACUGACAAGCUUGGCAUGGUCUCGUUCUUCCGACAGAUCAUCAAGUCGAUUCAAAGCUUGCCAAACCAAAUCGCCCGGGUAUGCCAGGUGCAAGUGGCAGCGUGGGUGGGUUGGUUUCCAUUCCUGUUCUACUCUACCACGUAUGUUGGGCAGCUAUACGUCAAUCCGAUAUUUGCAAACAACCCCAAUCUCUCGGAGGGUGAUAUAGACCAGGCUUGGGAAUAUGCCACUCGAGUCGGGUCUUUCGCUCUUCUUGUCUACGCUAUCAUCUCUUUCCUUGCAAAUACGUUGCUUCCUCUAUUCGUGGUUCCAUCCGGUGGACCCGCCCUAGAGACUGCUUCACCUCAAGAGUCUCUAGACGAGGCUGUAGAUGAUGAAGAGACCCAUACAAGGAGAUUGUCCGUCUCAAGUAUGCCGACGGGAAAUGCAUCCGAGCCUCUGCUUGAUGCAGCUCCAGUCAGACAGCAGACCGGGGGCAAACUGACCUGGCUUUCAUGUCUGCAGAUCCCAGGAUUGACUCUUCCGCGAGUUUGGCUCCUAUCUCAUCUUCUCUUCGCUGUUUGCAUGUUCAGCACUUUCUUCAUCUCCUCUCAUCAAGCUGGGUCGGUUUUCGUUGGGUUUGUCGGUAUCUCUUGGGCUGUCGCCCUGUGGGCACCCUUCGCUCUCAUCUCGGCGGAGGUGGCUAGGAUUGAUCCGUCCAGACGAAGCAGGCACCAUGAAACUCGAGUCUCCGGUGAAUAUCUAGCGCCUGAGGACCACGAUGAGGAACUUAGUGAGCAUGGCGGUGUUCACGGUAGUGACGUUGAGCAUGGCCACUUGAAGAACUAUCGCGAGGGUGGAGACGUUGCACAGGCUGGGAUUAUUCUCGGACUCCAUAAUAUGGCAGUCUCCCUCCCCCAAAUUCUGUCUAGCCUUGUUUGCAGUGCUAUAUUCAAGGCAUCUCAGAAGCCAAGAGGAGAGCCGUGGGAUGAUAGUGUGGGCUGGGUGCUACGAUUCGGUGGGUGUGCUGCGCUGGUGGCUGCAUGGUUGACCAGACGGGUCUCCGAUGGAUCAAGAUAG